Molecule: messenger RNA, 570 nt
Organism: Lindgomyces ingoldianus
Lineage: Eukaryota; Fungi; Ascomycota; Dothideomycetes; Pleosporales; Lindgomycetaceae
Exons: 6
Coding region: 1-570 (189 amino acids)
Source: RefSeq, a predicted model, not a curated record
AUGACUGGCCUUGACAUGUUCUUAUCAGAUGUCAGCCGGGAAGAAAAACGCACAGUUUCACCAAUUAGAGUAAUUAUCAGUUCGCUUCGGCAAAGACUAGUAUUUUAUUGGAGCCUCUCCGGAACCCGCUCCAUUGCUUCACUCCCCUUUGACACCGGACACAUUUUUUCAGCUCUUAAUGAUAACCUUGAAACGGAGAAUCAAACGGAGACUGACAGGAAGAUAAGUGAUCUUCGCAGCUCUCCUCCGUUUCUCAGGUCUGGAGCUCUCAGCGCGUGGGUACUCUCUAAUACACUGUCACUAUUCCCACGGCUUAGGCGGAGUAUCCUUACUGUCUACGACACGUCUAUAUCAACGAGCUGGAGGAGUAUGGUUGAUGUGUGGCAUUGGCUUCGCAUAGGGAGCCUUAGUUCGUAUCUCUGCUCUACGCAAUUGGCAUCCAGAUCUGGUCUGCACUUAUCUCAGAGCCCUUUCAGGUGGAGUUCAGGAUCUUCCUAUUCCAAUUUAUUACCGCUGAUCAGCGACCUUCCUAAACACACCAUGGCGUUGACACGCGGAAGCUCCACAUGA